ACUGUUUGAAAUGAACAGUGAACAAGCCAAUCAGCAGCCUUCGCGCCUUCUAGUCACUGGUGGUUAACCCAUAGAGGGAGGGAGAACGAACGCUACGUCAAACGUUAUCACCGUCCGUUUUUUAAAUAUAAAACUCAAUUUAAUAAUUCCUCGUUUUAUCAGGGAAUAUCUAAUGAGUUUUACUCAUUUAAAUUACUCCCGUCAUAAUAAGGUCAAUGAAGAUGCCUACUGUGAAGUAUCAGAGAGGGGACAUGGUGAUGGGCCGCUGGCCUGGCAGCAACCUAUAUUAUGAGGUGAAGGUGCUUGGCUUGGAUGCCAAAAGUCAGCUUUACACCGUCAUUUACAAGGAUGGCACUGAGCUGGAGCUCAAGGAGCAAGACAUCAAGAGUGCUGCCGGUUUCCAGUCCCGCUCUCGCUCUCGUUCUCGAUCACCAAGCCGUCGACGCAGCCGGUCCCGGUCUCCAGCAAGGACCACGCGGCGCUCGUCCUCCCGCACAGCGGCGGCUGUCGCUGCUGCAGCUAUAACGGAGAGUGCACCGUCUUCCCGCAGGGAUGCAAAGCUGAAGGAUUCAGUCGAAGUCAGGCUCAGUCCCCUGCAACAGACAAAGGCAGCUGAGAACAAUAGCAACAAUAAGCAUGAAAAGAAAGAGGAGAACAACACUGCUAACGAAGUAAAUGAAAAGUCAGAGGCUGUGGCAGAGGCAGUGCCGGAGAAGAACCAAGGCCGUUACAAUCUGCGGCGCAGGAAGGACGAUGGAGAUUUCAAAUCAGUUGAGGCAAAAGUAGAGCAGCUGGAGGAGAAGGAAGCCAAGCUGGCUGCAGCUACACCCCCCUCCACCCCACUGGACUUUGGAGGGAAGAUAGGUGCUUACUUCUGGCUGCUCUUCCUGCCAGCCUGGGUUCUCUUCUUGUUACUCCAAGUCAACCUGGAGGACCCCAGCCUAGCCAACUUCCCCCCUCCUCUGCCCCCUCUUGAAGCCUUCUGGGAUGUGCAGGCUCUUGGCUUUGUUAUCCUCUGGAUAUUAUUCCAGGCCGUGCUCUACAUCCUGCCUGUUGGAAAGCUGAGUGAGGGCAUGCCGCUGCGCUCUGGGGAGAGGCUGAAGUACAGAACUAAUGGUUUCUUUGCCAUCGUGGUGAGUUCUGUAGCGGUUGCAGCUGCGAUGCACAAGGGUUUUGACCUUACAUACAUCCAUAGCCACUUUCUGCAGCUGACAGCGGCCUCCUUUAUCAUCUCCAUCUUGCUCAGCACCUACCUGUAUGUCCGCUCUCACUACGCUGCUCCAGAGCAGCUGGCACUGGGGGGAAGCUCUGGCAAUGUGGUUUAUGACUUUUUCAAAGGACAUGAGCUCAAUCCUCGAAUCAAAAACUUUGAUCUGAAAUUCUUCUGCGAGAUGCGCCCUGGUCUGAUUGGCUGGUGUUUGAUCAACUUUGCGAUGGCGCUUGCUGAGAUGAAGCAUCAGGGUUUGAAUGCUCCCUCUCACUCCAUGAUCCUUGUGAACCUCUUCCAGCUGCUCUACGUGGUGGAUGGCCUCUGGAACGAGGAGGCCAUCCUGACCACCAUGGACUUGAUGCACGAUGGUUUUGGCUUCAUGUUGGCGUUUGGUGAUCUGGUGUGGGUGCCCUUUACUUACACCCUGCAGGCUUACUACCUGGUGAGCUGGCCCAACCCUCUGAGUCUCCCUGCACUCGGGGCCAUCGUCACACUGAAACUUGUUGGCUUCUACAUCUUCAGGAAGUCCAACUCUGAGAAGAACGCCUUCAGGAGAAACCCAUCAGACACCAGACUGUCUCAUCUGAGGAAUAUCCCCACAGCCACAGGGAAGAGUCUGCUGGUGUCUGGCUGGUGGGGUGUGGUCCGCCACCCUAACUACCUGGGAGACCUUCUGAUGGCUUUGGCCUGGUCCCUGCCCUGCGGCUUCAGCCAUCUCCUGCCGUGGUACUACAUGAUCUACUUUAUCAUCCUGCUCGUGCACAGAGACUCCCGCGACAUGAGCGAGUGCAGGAGGAAGUACGGCUCAGCGUGGGACGAGUACUGCCGAACGGUUCGCUACCGGAUCAUUCCCCGCGUCUACUGAGGACCCUGCCACUGGACUCCUGAGCUGAGGCCUUUUUCAACCCAGUAUUACGUCUGUGAAGGCUCAACACAAACACUCGAUAUGGAUAGAUUGACUGACUGAUUUGACUUUUAUAAUCCUUUUUACCAAGACUUUUUCAAAUCUUCAUUCUGGACUAAAGAAGCUACAGUACUUUUAAUGUUUUGAUGGAAGAAAAAAUGCCACAUAUGGACUAUUUGAAGAAUUGCCUUUUUCAUUUUAAUAUAGACUUUAUUACAAAAUCUGGGGGGAAAGAUAAAAUUGCCUCUGCUUGGAAUGGCUUGUUAAGAUGUAUAUUUUUGUAUAUACACAUUUGUUUUUAUACUUCAAGAAUAUUUCACCAUUUGCAUAGUUUUGGUAAGUUUGGCUUCACAUUCAAAAUGAUACAAUAUCGGCUUGGCUUGUAUGAAUAAUUGUGUAAGUACACCUUCCGUUUAUAAUUCUCCUGCUUGUGUAUAUUGUAAAAGGAUCUUUUGUUUAAUAACCUGCACAGUGGAACUAGUGUUCUUUCUCAGGACCUAGAACUUUGUCAGAAAGUUCAAUUAGAGAAGUUUGUCUUAAUAAUUUUGUUGUAUCUUUUUAUUCAGAUAUCUAGUUUUGAGUUGAGCGUGUAAAAGGAUUUUGGAGGGUUCAAGAAAAAUGCACUUAUAUGAUCAAUCCCAAAGUGUAUUGGAUUUGGCUUUUCUACCUCAGGUUCGCUCACUCUGCAGGUGUUCCUCCUGUGGGAGGCAGUGUGUGUAAUUAUGAGCGUGAUGUCACUGCUUCAGAAAGAAAUAUUAAUCCAACAAUAACUUGUGUAUCUGCCAUGAACCUUAACCCUUCCAAACUUUAGAAAUGGUUUAAUCAGUGCCAUGUAUUUUGUUUUGCUAUAUUCUGGAGGAUAUUCUCUAUUAUGAACUGCUUUUCCCAUCACUGCCACAUGAACUUGGUUUUAAGCUUUUACUUGUAUGGCAAUUUUAAUGAUGGUUAUAUUCUGACAACAUGGAGAGAUGUCAGAAGAUACAGAAAAUACUUUGGGUUACCCAAAUGCAGUUUGUAGCAUUUACAAACUGCAUUUGGGAAACCAAAAGUAUUUUCUGUCUGUGCAGCUGUAGACGAGUACAUAAGUAGCAAUAUAUUAACUAGACUAGGUAGUAUUUUCUUAUGCUGUGCUGACUGAAUACCAUGUAAAUACCUUAAAAAACAUGUUUUUUUGUUUUUAUCCUGUUAUUUUCCAGUAAAAGCUAUGACUAGUGAUAAUAGUAAUGUUUCUCAUUAGAUGUUUAAUAUUGCUUUUAAUUUUUUAAGUUAACUGCGUAAUUUUGACCACUGUAGUAAUGUUUACACCUAGAUCUGCCAUGUUUCUUGACAAUACUUCAAAAUGUAUUAAACACGCAUGUGGAAUGGUCUGUAACUA
Messenger RNA from Cottoperca gobio, 3489 nucleotides. RefSeq names its product lamin B receptor (gene lbr). Gene Ontology annotation, biological process: cholesterol biosynthetic process. Gene Ontology annotation, cellular component: nuclear inner membrane. Gene Ontology annotation, molecular function: Delta14-sterol reductase activity. Bases 216 to 2075 code for a protein of 619 amino acids. The record is from RefSeq and is a predicted model, not a curated record. Lineage: Eukaryota; Metazoa; Chordata; Actinopteri; Perciformes; Bovichtidae. The transcript has 14 exons.